CUGUACAGCAUGUGUUUACAAAAACUCGAGCUUGACCGUUCACUUAUCUCGACUCUCCGACACUCGACAUCUACGACGCCAUCUUCGGUUCUAUUCUCGGCGCUUUUGUCGGGGAGCGGGGACACGGAGGGCGGGCAGAUCCUCCGACCUGAAGCGAGAGCGGGAUCCGCGCCACGGUCGAAGAUGAGCGGAGCCAAAGCCCGCAGCGACGCGCCUGUUGCCGAGGAUGUCUCCGGCACUGCGGCUCCUCCGCGGGACCGCAAGCCCGGCGGAGGUGUUCUGAAGAGGCUUAAGUCCCGGAGGAGCCAGGUGGACAGCAGGCCCGUGACGGAGGAGGACCUGCGGACACAGAGUGGAGACAUCACACCGGAGGACGUGUUAGGACUGCGGGUGGCCACGCGAGGUUACCUCUGUAAGCCAGAGGCCAACAUUUACAACGUCGACUUUGUGCGCUUUAAGAUCAGAGACCUGGAGACUGGAACUGUCCUCUUUGAGAUCGCCAAACCCCCACACGCAGAUGAUGAUGAGGAGAACAGAGAGGCUGACUCCAGCACAGGCCGCUUCGUACGCUACCAGUUCACCCCAGCCUUCCUGCGCCUGAGGACCGUGGGAGCAACGGUGGAAUUCACAGUGGGGAACAGGCCUCUGAACAAUUUCCGCAUGAUCGAGAGACACUACUUUCGCGAUCACCUGCUAAAGAGCUUUGACUUUGACUUUGGCUUCUGCAUUCCAAACAGCCGUAACACCUGUGAGCACAUCUACGAGUUCCCUCAGCUGUCUGACAGCCUCGUCCGUCAGAUGGUGCAGUGUCCUUACGAGACCCGGUCAGACAGCUUCUACUUCGUCGACAACAGACUGGUCAUGCACAACAAGGCAGACUAUGCUUAUAACGGAGGACAGUGAUGUUUGCUGCCAGACAAACACUCACCCGAGACAUAUACAUAUACAUGGAUAUACAUACAAACACACAUGCAUACAUGCAAAUGCACCCAUAGAGACACGGUUGAGUUAUUUAUGUCCGUAAAGAUGAAUUGCCAUUUUGCAUCGCUGUCAUUUUCAGGGGUUGUGUUUUCAUAGUAUGUUGUCAAAAUGUGUUAAAUCUCAUAAGGAGACUGGAGAUUGUAAGAAACACAGGUGUCCUUCACUCACUCUCUAACUUCACCAAGUGCAUCAGAGAACGAGAAAGGAUGUCUUUCUUCUUUGUUUGUGCAUAGUAAUGCUGCCUGUGUCCCAUUUGUAGUUGGAACUCUGAAUUUCUGAGGUCACAGAGGAACAGCCCCUGAAGUUCAUGAAACUGCAUUUGUUUCACAGUAAAUCAGUUGUGUACUGUUUCAUUUUGUAACCGGAGACAUGUAUUAACUGGUAUUGCUAACAAUGGCUAGCCUGGGGUAGCUUUGCAAUCUGGAACGCAGUAAACUCUGAGGAGACUCCUAAGCUCCGACUUCCAACCUUCCACUACAAAACGCACGCUCUGGUUUGUUAGUUCAGAUUGAUGGAGAAACUCAUUAUUCUCAUUAUUCUGAGGUUACACCAAACUAUUUUUAUUUUUAAGAUUUCUCUGGGUAACUUUUUAAUAUGAACAAAUGUCUGUUACAUCCAAACUAUGGAGUUCUCCCAGUGCUGAUUAAGCCAAUCAGCUCCACAGUGUCCUCUCUUUAGUUUCUCAUUAUAGUAUAUAGUGAUUUGUUGACGACCGCAAACAGGCUUGAGUUUCACUGAAAACACAAAGUAAUGCCCAUGAAAAGCUCAGAAAACCCAGCAGUUUUUCAGCAAUUUGAUAGGAUCAAUGCUUCUUGUCCCCUCUCACCCCCUGUGCUGCUGCUGUACGCAAACACUCUCGCAGUCAGGUCUGAUAGUUUUGCUUGACAGAGCCUGUUUACAGAUGACGGACUUGGCAUGUUUCUCCCCGUGUGCAUGUGGUGUGGUGUCUCUGUGUGAUCCCGUUUCCUCCCACAAUCCAAAAAACGUGCAGAUUAGUUCAAUGGGACACUCUGAAAUGACCGUAGCUGUGAAUGGUUGUACCUGUCUAUCCAUCCAUCCAUUAUCUACCACUUUAUCCUCCACAGGAGUGUCGCAGGGGCGUGCUGUGCCAACUCAGGUGACACAGGGUGAUAGGCGGGGUCACAACCUGGACAGAUCGCCAGUCCAUCACGGGGCC
This is a messenger RNA of Solea senegalensis (Senegalese sole), 2158 nucleotides long. RefSeq names its product protein unc-119 homolog B-like. The transcript is spliced from 5 exons. Gene Ontology annotation, cellular component: cilium. Gene Ontology annotation, biological process: nervous system development; cilium assembly; lipoprotein transport. The record is from RefSeq and is a predicted model, not a curated record. Lineage: Eukaryota; Metazoa; Chordata; Actinopteri; Pleuronectiformes; Soleidae. Gene Ontology annotation, molecular function: lipid binding. The coding region runs from base 10 to 903 and encodes 297 amino acids.